Messenger RNA from Colletotrichum aenigma, 861 nucleotides. RefSeq names its product Arylacetonitrilase. Gene Ontology annotation, molecular function: catalytic activity. The record is from RefSeq and is a predicted model, not a curated record. Bases 1 to 861 code for a protein of 286 amino acids. The transcript is spliced from 3 exons. NCBI's taxonomy places the organism in Eukaryota, Fungi, Ascomycota, Sordariomycetes, Glomerellales, Glomerellaceae.
AUGAACAGCCACGUGUAUGGAGAUCCCAACGACCCUGUCAAAGUUGCAGUCGUGCAAGCCGAGCCUUGUUGGUUCGAUAUCGAAGCUGCAACUGUCAAGACAUGCGAACUCAUAACCGAAGCGGGCGCGAAGGGUGCGAAGCUUGUAGCGUUUCCAGAGCUCUGGAUUCCCGGAUACCCCAACUUCAUCCAUGCCAAAGCAGCCAAGGAGACUAUGAAUUACAACCUCAAGUAUUACCGCAACUCCAUCGAUGUCCGGUCCCAUCACAUGGAGCGCAUCCUUCAGACGCCCAUCGGCCGAAUCGGUGGCCUUCAAUGCUUCGAGCACCUGCAACCUCUUCUAAAGUACAAUACAUACUUUCAAGGAGAACAGAUUCAUGUUGCCUCAUGGCCAAAUCUCUUCCCUCCAGUCGGCAAAAUGCCCUUCUUCAAUACCGUCGAAUCGUGUAUGAUGGCUACCCACACCCUCGCCGUAGAAGGCGCAACAUUCGUUCUUCUCGCCUCAUCAACUCAGACAGAGAAAGGGCUUGUAGCCAACGGGCUUGUGGAUGAGAGUGAACAUGCCGGUCAAGGGGAAAAGCCCCACACGGCGGUCGUAGGUGGUGGAUUUUCCGAGAUCAUCGCUCCGGAUGGGCGCGCGCUGGUGAAGGCGCCUAGCCCUACGUUUGAGGGUCUCCUCUAUGCAGAGCUCGAAUUUGACGAAAUCUACAUCGCAAAGAGUAUUGUCGACACGGUGGGGCGAUACUCACGCCCUGAUCUUUUUACUCUACAGGUCAGGAGCAAACUCAGGCGCCAAUGUGAGUACGACGAAACAAGCGAUAUUGGUCAUGUAUCAAGGUUUCCCGAUCUCCCGAUAGCAUAA